CAUGACUCUCCCAUCUCGAAUGGACCGGCUGAAGCUGAUGGACGUACACAUGGAAGCCCUCCCCGACUUGCCCGCAGCAAGCCUGAGCGACGACGACUCAGAUGGCGGUGUGCAAUUGACCGCUGAGCAAGCAGCGGAACCUCCGAGUGACCUGGAGGUGCCCAGCAUCACCGGCGACGCCAGUCACGCGGUCGCAGCCACGAGGAUUGCGUCUCCUCGAGAGCGCGCCCGUCCACCUCAGCAUCUCGAAAACGAGCCUGAGCCCGCACAAGCACUCCCCGACACCGACCAGCCCAAUCCGGCUGGCACCCUCGUAGCCAAGGACAAUACAAAGACAGAAGGCACCCCCAAAGAGCCAAGAACCAGCUUGCCGCGUUGCACCCUCGACAGCGGCGCCCUCGCGUCUCCAAGUCAGGCCUAUAGCCCGAUUCUUGCUGUCAGCAAGUACCCUUACCUCUUUGUGGAGAAGCGGGAAACUCAGAGAGUUGCUUCUGCGAUCUUUGACGAGGGCAAGUUCUGGGAACGUGGAUGGGACCUAUACUACGUCUGGCCAGUCGACGGUUCUAAGCCUCUCGUACUCGUCACAGAAGACCAGGUUCAAGCCCUCCUCAACCAUAUAAACCGUCUAUUCCCACGUAUCGGCGCCAAAAUUACCGACUCCGAUCGUGAGCAAGGCCUAGCUGCUAGAUUCCCUGAUCACCCACGACUCACUCCCCGCUACCUUGGCCGUAUAAGCUCCAAAGCGGAGUUUGAUAAGAUGGCAGCUGCUCCACCUGGCCAUAAGCACCGGGCUCCGGGAGAAGGCCAUGCGCCUCCUCCAGACGAACGCACCUUGGAAGCGUUCAAAGAGAUGAUUGAAGAAAUGGUCGAGCUGUCCAGGGGAAAGAACAAGGCCAAGAGGGAAAAGCAGAAGAAGACGAGGCAAAUGUCACAGCAGAACAUGGCCAAGCAGCUCAAGAGAGCCCAGCGGUAUCUAGGCCUCCGCCCAAAGCGUCCGGAUAUGCAAGAUCCAUUGAAAGACUCAAGUCUUUCUUGGGAAGAGCUUCAAAAAGCACAGGCUGCUCGUCAAGCGGCAUUGGCCGUUCCUGCUCACGACCUAGAGCUGCUGUGUCCUUGGCCUCGCGAUGCAUCAGUAAUCUUCAUCUGCGUGGAUGUCGAAGCCUGGGAGCGAGACAACAGUAAGAUCACCGAAGUUGGUAUAUCAACUCUAGAUACCCUAGACCUUGAGGGAAUCGCUCCAGGCAUCAACGGCGAGAACUGGCUAUCUAAGAUGCGCAAUCGCCAUUUCAUCAUCCGCGAGUACAGCCACCUCCACAAUACCGAGUUCGUCACUGGCUGCUCCAACGCCUUCGAGUUCGGCGACUCUGAGCACAUCAGCCUAUUUAACGCACAUCAAAUCAUUGAGUCGUGCUUCCGACCGCCAUACUCGGCCCCAAGCGACCACCCAGCUGCUUCCUCCAUGGAUGAAGCAGCACACAAGCGCAACAUCGUCUUUCUCGGCCACGACGCUGGCAACGAUGUCAGAUACUUGCAAAAGCUAGGCUUCAACCCGCUCAGUCUUCCGAAUAUGCUUGAAAUUCUCGACACCGCCGAUAUGUAUCGUGCGUGGAAGCGCGAGAUCAACGCACGCUCCCUUGGUACGAUUCUGUAUGAAUUCGACAUCGCCGGCUGGAACCUGCACAACGCAGGCAACGACGCUCGCUAUACGCUGCAAUGCAUGAUCGCCAUCGCAGUCAAAGAGGCGAGCCUGAGGGGAAAGGCUAUUGCAGAACAGCGCGAUCAGGACAAGGUGCAGCGUGUUGUCGAUGCGCAGAUAGCAGCGGUGGAAAAAGCUCAGGAAGAUCAAGAAGGCUGGAGCUCGGCGGAAGAGGGCGAUGAUGGCGGUGAGCCUGUGUCCGUUGAUCAUGGAACAAGGCCCGAUAGCGUACAGAAAACUGUGUCCAACCUCUCUAGCAAUCGCGGCGGCAUUGCAGGACACGGCAAUAGCGGAAGAGGUGGCUGGAGCGAUCGCGGCCGCGGCGAGUAUGGCAAUGGAUAUGGUCGUGGUCGUGGUCGUGGGAAUGGCGAGCAGUCGCGUGGUCGAUACGGCCGUGGUCGCGGCGGCAACAACUCCCUCCAGGACGAAGGCAUGAAGCCUGAUUUUCGUGGCGGAUUUGGCCGCGGCAGACGGUCCCCCCUCCCUAGCGGAAGCGAUCAAGGAAACUCAUCUUCGGACGGCACCCCGCUUCGUGGUGGAUUCGGACGUGGCAGGGGAAGGGGCCGAGCAUCACCGGGCGGAUGGUGAACAUGAGUUUGCAAGCUUGCAUUGAAGAUGCUUCAGGCGAUUGGGAGGUGUACCAAUACCUAAAUAUGGCGUUCUCGGAUGGUAAGUAAGUCGGACUGCAUAGACGGUCUGGCUAUUUCUUGUGGCCUCACUGAAGCAUAUGGAGCUACUGGUUUGCGAUAUCCUGCAGGUAGAGCGGGCUGGCUCACCUUUUUGGGAUCUUUAGGAGGACUCUGUGCUGUAAACAUCAGAUUAAAAGAAACCUCUGUGAUCAUUGAAACAAACUAGACUUCUUUCUGGGUGUGUUUCAUCAAGAUUUGUAUGUGCAGGGUCUCGUUCGAGCGUC
This is a messenger RNA of Mytilinidion resinicola, 2609 nucleotides long. RefSeq lists its product as uncharacterized. Gene Ontology annotation, cellular component: nucleus. The record is from RefSeq and is a predicted model, not a curated record. Lineage: Eukaryota; Fungi; Ascomycota; Dothideomycetes; Mytilinidiales; Mytilinidiaceae. The transcript is spliced from 3 exons. Gene Ontology annotation, molecular function: nucleic acid binding. The annotation marks the transcript as partial.